AUGGGUCAAUCACGACGCCCCGUUGGUGGGGAAAAGAAGAGUCGCGGCUUUGGGCGCUCCAAAGCGGUCGCCGACGUGGGCGACGGGCGGCAAGCAGGCAAGGCGCAGGUCAAGAAGGCCACUUUCGAGAGCACCAAGAAGAAGGAGAUCGGCGUGUCGGACCUGACACUGCUGAGCAAGAUCUCCAAUGAGGCUAUCAACGACAACCUCAAGUUGCGCUUCGAGCAUGACGAGAUCUAUACCUACAUUGGACAUGUCUUGGUCUCUGUGAAUCCGUUCCGCGAUCUGGGUAUUUACACCGACAACGUCCUCCAGUCCUACCGAGGCAAGAAUCGCCUGGAAACCCCACCUCAUGUCUUCGCCGUCGCCGAAUCUGCGUACUACAACAUGAAAUCCUACAAGGACAACCAGUGUGUGAUCAUCUCUGGGGAGUCGGGUGCCGGGAAGACCGAGGCGGCCAAGCGCAUCAUGCAAUAUAUUGCUAGUGUGUCUGGGGGCAGCGAUUCGUCAAUCCAGCAGACCAAGGACAUGGUGCUGGCCACAAAUCCUUUGCUGGAGUCGUUCGGCAAUGCCAAGACACUGCGCAACAACAACUCGUCACGGUUCGGCAAGUACCUGGAGUUGGAGUUCAACGUCAACGGCGAGCCUGUCGGAGCGCACAUCACAAACUACCUACUCGAGAAGUCGAGAGUGGUGGGACAGAUUACGAACGAGCGAAACUUCCAUAUCUUCUACCAACUCACCAAGGGAGCCCCGCAGAAGUACCGUGACAGCUUCGGCGUGCAGCAACCCCAAUCGUAUCUUUACACGAGCCGCUCGAAGUGCUUCGAUGUGUCCGGUAUCGACGAUGUCGCGGAUUUCAAGGAUACGCUGGAUGCGAUGCGGAUUAUUGGAAUGAGUGAGGCUGAGCAGGACAACGUAUUCCGCAUGCUGGCCGCUAUCCUGUGGAUCGGAAAUAUCCAGUUCACCGAGGACGAUUCCAGCAACGCCUCGAUUACCGACCAGUCGACGGUCGAUUUCGUCGCGUAUCUGAUGGAAGUCGACUCGGCCGAAGUGAACAAGGCAUUGACCGUUCGCCUGAUGGAGACCUCACGAGGCGGACGCCGCGGUUCUGUUUAUGAGGUGCCGCUGAACACGGUGCAGGCGGUGGCGGUUCGAGAUGCCCUGGCCAAGGCAAUCUACUUUAACCUUUUCGACUGGAUCGUCGAGCGCGUCAAUCAAUCUCUGGCUGCGCGGGGGGCCAUUUCGAACUCGAUUGGUAUUCUGGAUAUCUACGGGUUCGAGAUCUUUGAGAAGAACUCUUUUGAGCAGCUCUGCAUUAACUAUGUCAAUGAGAAGCUACAGCAAAUCUUCAUCCAGUUGACCCUCAAGGCAGAGCAGGAUGAGUACGCUCGCGAACAGAUCAAGUGGACUCCGAUCAAGUACUUCGAUAACAAAGUGGUGUGUUCGUUGAUCGAAGAUAAGCGCCCUCCUGGCGUUUUCGCGGCUUUGAACGAUGCCUGCGCAACGGCACACGCGGAUUCCGGUGCGGCGGAUCAGACCUUUGUGGGUCGACUCAACUUCCUCUCGCAGAACCCGAACUUUGAGGGUCGCCAAGGUCAAUUCAUCAUCAAACAUUAUGCCGGAGACGUGAGCUACGCCAUUGAGGGCAUGACGGACAAGAACAAGGAUCAGUUGUUGAAGGACCUGCUCAACCUGGCGGGAUCUAGCAGCAACCAGUUUGUCCACUCGCUCUUCCCCAACCAGGUGAACCAGGAUGACAAGCGGCGUCCGCCUACUGCAGGCGACAAAAUCAAGGCAUCUGCCAAUGAUCUCGUGACCACCCUGAUGAAGGCGCAGCCAUCAUACAUCCGUACGAUCAAGCCGAACGAUAACAAGGCCCCCAAGGAGUACAAUGUCGGCAACGUGCUGCACCAGAUCAAGUAUCUGGGUCUGCAAGAGAACGUGCGUAUUCGCCGUGCCGGCUUUGCUUACCGUCAGACAUUCGACAAGUUUGUUGAGCGGUUCUAUCUGCUGUCACCCAAGACCUCGUACGCCGGUGAUUACACAUGGACGGGCGACUCGGAAUCUGGUGCGAAGCAGAUCUUGAAGGACACCAGCAUCCCUCCGGAGGAAUACCAGAUGGGUAUUUCCAAGGUAUUCGUCAAGACCCCCGAGACUCUGUUCGCGCUGGAGGCCAUGCGGGACCGUUACUGGCACAACAUGGCCAUUCGUAUCCAGCGCGCCUGGCGCAACUACCUCCGCUAUCGCAUCGAAUGUGCCACUCGCAUCCAGCGUUUUUGGCGUCGUAUGACUGGCGGACUUGAGUUUAUCAAGGUCCGUGACCAAGGACACCAGGUGCUUCAGGGCCGUAAGGAACGUCGAAGAAUGAGUCUCCUGGGCUCGCGUCGUUUCCUGGGUGAUUAUCUUGGUGUGGCGGACAAGGGUGGUCCUGGCGAGAUGAUCCGUAAUGGUGCAGGCAUCAGCGGUGCGGAUCCUGUGCUCUUCUCUUGCCGUGGCGAGGUGCUGGUCUCCAAAUUCGGCCGAUCCAGCAAGCCUAUGCCUCGCAUUCUUGUUCUGACCAGCAAAAAUGUUUAUAUCGUGGCACAGAGCAUUGUCAACAACCAGCUUCAAAUCUCGUCGGAACGGACGAUUCCCAUUGGUGCUAUCAAAGCCGUCAGCACCUCGAACCUCAAGGAUGACUGGUUUUCGCUUGUUGUCGGUGCCCAGGAACCGGAUCCGCUGCUCACCUGUGUUUUCAAGACGGAGUUUUUCACCCAUCUGACCAACGCACUGCGCGGAUCCCUCAAUCUGAAGAUUGGAGAAAGCAUCGAAUACAACAAGAAGCCCGGGAAACUGGCAACUGUCAAGGCUGUCAAAGAUCCAGCCGCUGGAAACCACGACACCUACAAGAGCAGCACGAUCCAUACUGGGCCAGGCGAGCCUCCUAACUCGGUGUCGAAACCCACUCCCCGACCGAAGCAGGUUGCCGCCCGACCCGUCACCAAGGGAAGGUUGCUUCGGCCCGGUGGUCCUGGUGGUGGUCAGGGCAAAUUGUCCUCCGCUGCUGCAUCGAGACCUACUCCUGCUGCCCAGCCUUUGCCCCGGGCCACUCCUCAACCGGCCGCGCAGCCGAGAGUAGUUCCCCAGCCAGCUGUGCCUGCCGUCGCGAUCGCACAUACUCGAAACGAUUCUGCGAGCUCAACGAGGGCGCCACCGCCGCCUCCGCCUUCCGCACCUCCUCCGGCCUCGAAGAAGCCCACUGCCAAGGCGUUGUACGACUUUAGUAGCGACCGUUCCAAUGAGCUGACCAUUCACACGGGAGAGAUUGUGCAGAUCGUGUCCAAGGAGGGCAAUGGAUGGUGGCUGUGCAUGAACAUGACAACCUCCACGCAGGGCUGGGCCCCAGAGGCCUACCUCGAGGAGCAGGUUGCUGCCACUCCUCGAGCUGCCCCUCCUCCCCCUCCAGCAGCGCCCCGACCGACACCCAGCCCUGUGCCGAACGGCACUGGAGCCGCUACGGUCGCAGCUGCUAAGAAGCCCGCGCCGCCAGCUCCUCCCAUGAAGCGGCCCAACAUGGCUGGUCGCAAGCCGGCACCCUCGCCUGCACUCCGCGACAGUACUGCGAGCAUGAACUCGGCCGACUCUUCUGGUGCGAGCGGACGCGGCACACCCAGCAGCGCAUCCAACGCCAGUCUCGCCGGUGGCUUGGCCGAGGCACUGCGGGCGCGCCAGAGUGCGAUGCAGGGAAAGCAAGAGGAUGAAGAUGAUUGGUAG
This is a messenger RNA of Penicillium lagena, 3756 nucleotides long. Its product is annotated as class I myosin myoA. Gene Ontology annotation, molecular function: microfilament motor activity; ATP binding; actin filament binding. Gene Ontology annotation, biological process: vesicle transport along actin filament; actin filament organization; endocytosis. The coding region runs from base 1 to 3756 and encodes 1251 amino acids. The record is from RefSeq and is a predicted model, not a curated record. Lineage: Eukaryota; Fungi; Ascomycota; Eurotiomycetes; Eurotiales; Aspergillaceae. Gene Ontology annotation, cellular component: actin cortical patch; actin cytoskeleton; cell tip. The transcript has 7 exons.